Molecule: messenger RNA, 1461 nt
Organism: Impatiens glandulifera
Lineage: Eukaryota; Viridiplantae; Streptophyta; Magnoliopsida; Ericales; Balsaminaceae
Product: putative disease resistance protein RGA1
Exons: 1
Coding region: 1-1461 (486 amino acids)
Molecular function (GO): protein binding
Source: RefSeq, a predicted model, not a curated record
AUGCUCAAUGAUAGAGAUGUUUAUGGAGAUGGCACACAGCUGAUUUGUUUGAGUGUCUUGAAGGAACUUUUGACUUUACGUGUCCUUAAACUGAGGUGCAAUAGCAAAUAUCAAUAUUUGCGUUUAGAAUAUGUGGGAUGUCUAAAACAUCUUAGAUACUUGGACAUUUCCGGUAACGAUCAGAUAACAACAUUACCCGACAGUAUUUGCGAUCUCUUGAACUUACAGACUUUGAAACUCAAUAGGUGUUCUAAGCUUGAAAGUUUGCCCAGAAAUACGAAAGACCUUAUUAGUCUGCGUCAUAUUUAUUUGGAGGAUUGUAAUGGAAUUAAAUCUAUGCCUAGAGGGAUGGGGCAAUUAAAACAUCUGAAGACGUUAAGCUUAUUUGUGAUAAGCAAGAAGGAGAGAUACUGCCAAUUAGAUGAAUUAAAAGAAUUGGAUAUUGGCGGAUCAUUGAAAUUGAAGAACCUUGGAAGAGUUAGCGAUACAUCUAUGAAAAGAGGGAUAAGUAUGGCUAGAAAGACGAAUAUCAAUGAAUUGGAGUUGGAAUGGAAAUCUGAGGAUGGAGAUGAUGAUAAUGAGAGCAAAAGAAUUAGAGAUGAGAAAAUUGGUGAAGCUCUAGAGGUUUCAACUGCGAGGCUGAAGAUAUUGAAAAUGAGUGGUUACAAAGGGGAAAAUUUCCCUAAAUGGCUCGAGCUUAAGGGCUUGGACAAUGUGAAUACUAUUGCUAGUAGCAACGAUGGCAAUGAAAUGAUAGUACUAUUCCCUUUGUUAGAGGAACUGGAGAUUGGAAGAAUGAAAAAUUUGAGGGAUUUGGUGUCACUUAGCUGUUGGAGUACUGGAGCAUUCCCUAAUCUAUCCAGUCUGCGUAUAUUUAAAUGCCCAAAGCUAGGGGCCUUGCCACCGCAUCUCAAAACACUCAAAGAUGUAACUGUUCAAGGUGAAUGUUCGGAUGAAUUGUUAUAUAGCAUCUCAAAUCUUAGUGCUCUCACUCAUCUCCAUCUAUGGUCAAUAACAGAAAGAAGUGUUUUAUUUGGAGCUGGUUAUAUGGCAUUAAUGUUUGAUGAUGAAGCACAAUUGGGAGGAGGAGGAGUACGCUCAACUUUCCAAUCUCUUCAAUCUCUGACUAUCCAGAUAUGCAUGAAGUUAAGGCGUUUGUUUGAUGAAGGAAUGAUAUCAAAUAUUAGUGGCUGCCAGAACAAACACUUCAUCAACUCUCUCACGGAAUUGAGUAUCGGGUAUUGCCCGGAGUUGAUGAUAUCAGUUGAGGAAUUUGUUGAAAACCUCAAUAUUAAUAAUAAUUCACUACAGAGAUUGUAUAUCAGUGAUUGUCCUAAGUUGGUGUCUUCAGAAGAAGCGGACGAUUUUAUCGCACUCCUGCAUUCCCUUCGAACCAGACUUGGUCGAGAGAAGUUCAGAGUAAUAUUCUAUUGGAAGAGAAAUAGAAGAAGAGUCAAUUAG